Pimephales promelas (fathead minnow) is the source of this 2654-nucleotide messenger RNA. It is a transcript of the gene chmp2ba, whose product is annotated as charged multivesicular body protein 2Ba. The record is from RefSeq and is a predicted model, not a curated record. Gene Ontology annotation, biological process: vacuolar transport. Lineage: Eukaryota; Metazoa; Chordata; Actinopteri; Cypriniformes; Leuciscidae.
GACCCCUAAAGGACGCGUGAAGAACUGCACCUCUAGCCCGCCGCCCGUGACGUCACGCCCUGCAUGGCUCAAUGGGAUCAUAUGCUGUAAAGUCAGUUAUACUGACAAACAAGGAAUUCAAGGACCUUUGAGUAGAUCGAUAGUCUGUUGAGGCAGUUAGGCAGAGAAACUAGUUUUACACUGAAUUAAAGAGUUAAAACACAGUCUAAGUCAGGUCAUCAUGGCAUCUCUGUUUAAAAAGAAGACAGUCGACGAUAUCAUUAAAGAGCAGUCCAAAGAGCUGAGAGGCACCCAGAGACAAAUCACCAGAGACAGAGCUGCCCUGGAGAGACAGGAGAGGCAAAUGGAAAUGGAAAUAAAGAAAAUGGCCAAAACUGGAAACCGAGAAGCCUGCAAGAUACUAGCCAAACAGCUCGUACAGCUUAGAAAACAGAAGAACCGAACCUACGCAGUAAGCUCUAAGGUCACGUCCAUGUCCACGCAGACCAAGGUCAUGAACUCUCAGGUGAAGAUGGCUGGAGCCAUGUCUACCACAGCGAAGACUAUGCAGACUGUCAAUAAAAGAAUGGACCCCAAGAAGACGCUACAGACGAUGCAGGACUUCCAAAAGGAGAACUUCAGGAUGGGGAUGACGGAGGACAUGCUCAACGAUACGCUGGAUGAGAUUUUUGAUGAAUCGGGCGAUGAGGAAGAAUGCCAGGACAUCGUAAACCAGAUGCUGGAUGAGAUCGGCAUAGAGAUCUCAGGAAAGAUGGUAAGAGCCCCGUCAACAGGAAAGAUCCUCCCUGGCGCCUCCCCAGCAAAGUCUAAAGCGGCCACCAUUUCAGACGCUGAGAUCGAGAGACAGCUGAAGGCUCUGGGAAUGGACUAAAUCUCUUCACCCUCCACACCUGGGCACCCACUGCCAACAAAGAAAGACUGAGUUCAUAGUGGGAACGGGGAGUGUCCAAGUAGUAAAUGAAGGGAACAUGUCAAGAAACAUACUCUUGUUGGACAUCGCAAUGAGUAACUGGAUUGGAUUCAUUGGUCAGAUAUAUACAGCUGAUCACGGUCUAGAUGUUUUGACAAAAUGCGCACUUAAACUGACAUACUCUCCAAAUCUGCUGCGCAUAGUGUAGGGUUUAAAGGCCAAGUAUCUAAUUUUGUGUCACUUGUGGCUCCAAAUGGAAUUGCAGUGUUUGUUUUGAGUGGCACAACAUCAUCUCAACCAAUAGUGUGAGCUUGGGGCAGGGCUCUCUGUUUGGGCAGCCAAUGGCAGAUUGAGAGGGGAGGGGUUAAAAAAAUCAAUAGGUGUGUUCAACUCGAAGCUGAUCAAGUCGAACAUACCUAAUGGCUACACUCAAAAUCGUAUACUUCACCAAGUAGUAGGCGGAAAACAGUAUGUGAAUGGAGUAGUAUGUCUGAAGUUUUCAUGAAACGGUAGCCAAAAAGUACUCUGAUGGCCUACUACUUCCUUCGACAAUCACAUCACAAUUUCAUUGACUGAAAUCGCAAACUGUAGGUACUACAUUUGGUUUGAAAAUUAGCGACCGUUAAAAAAGUAUGUUUUACAUAGGAUGAAUACUGUAUGUUUAAUAUGAAUGAAAUUCAAAAAGAACCUAUGGUGUCAGUUGCGUCACUUCACUGCCAUUCAUAAAUUCUCUCGAAUGGCCUCAUGGGAUAGUAAAGUGUCCAUUAAAUACGCACUUGUGGAAGUAGUAGAUUUUUAAGUUACUUUUCACCUAGUGAUUUUUGACUAUCAUGUAUUUGGACAUAGUAGUGACAACAUUGCGAAUUAAGUACAUGGUGAUGUGUUCUUAUUACACAUUCAUACUAUAUAGAAUGUAAUUUUUUUAAUAGUCGCAAAGAGUUUACUUGUUCAAAAGAAGUACCAACUCAGAAAGUAUGCGAUUUCGGGGACAGCCAUUGUUUUUUUUUUAAUCUGUUUGAUGCCACAAAUAUUACACACUGCAAUUUUAACUUAAAGGGUGCUAUUACUGUGGUAGCAAAUUGUCCUUUGAAUCCUUAAAAUGCACACCAACAUUGGAAGAUUUUGGAACUGCAUGGGAUUCCUAUGUGUUACAGGGCUAAUCAUCUGAAAUACGUGUCAUGUUAUUAAAAGAUGCUUGUUGCGUGUUUUUUUAAUGUUUUUUUAGGUUGUGUAUGACUUGAUGACUAUGAUGAAGGAAGUAAGUUAAGGAAUACAGUUUCCUUCGCUGUGAGGUUUGGUAUAAAAUCCGUAUUUCUUAUACUUACAUGCAAACAUAUCAUGCACGAGAAUAUUUGUUGAUAUGAUAAUGAUAAUGUGAUUUAAUCUUAUCAACCUUGAAACUAUUCAACCUUUAAGAGCAAUUAACUGUUGAGUGGUGAUUUGGGAAGGUAAAACAAAUUGUAGUCAUUUAGUCUAUGAUGCUCAAUUUUCUCUGUAACAAUUUAAAAAGUCUACAAUAAUGCCUAGUGUUUUGAAGUCUGUUCAUAUUUUAAAAGUCGUAUAGUGUAUUCCAGCCUUUAGGAGAACUUUAUUGUAUCUGUUUUUCUUUUCGACUUCAUCUGUAUGUACUUCUCAGCACGGUUUAAAAAGGUUCUUUUAUUUUAACCAACACUGUGUGUAUAUAUGAAUGUACAGUUUAUGCUUUAAUUUGAUUUUCUAAUUAAUAAAGUACCUUCAUAUUUGU